Mycena indigotica is the source of this 1185-nucleotide messenger RNA. RefSeq names its product C2 NT-type domain-containing protein. The transcript has a single exon. The record is from RefSeq and is a predicted model, not a curated record. The coding region runs from base 37 to 1185 and encodes 382 amino acids. Lineage: Eukaryota; Fungi; Basidiomycota; Agaricomycetes; Agaricales; Mycenaceae.
GGCCGUGACGCUACGUAUGCACUCUCGUUUCUCUCGAUGCAUCUUCUUCCCCCUCGUCAUGGUCUAUUCAAUGUGCGGAUCGAAAUUUUAAACCUCGCGAGCGUACCCCUGGUUUCUGGCGAAUUUGGCGUACGAUGGAAGUUCAAGAAUACCCACAAAAUCAAAGGGAAAACCAAGAAGCUGUUGGAGAGCGAUGAACAUGACGGAGAUGGGGAUAGUUUUGGGAGUGCAGAGACAAGUGCCGAAGACCCUGGGCCUGCUCCUGAGCCUCAAAUCAGCUCUUCUGCUCGUGGCCAAACCCAAUGGCUUCCUCUCCGGGACCAUUCCGUGACCUGGAACCAGCAGCUAGCAACCGUUGUUCAAAUGUCCAUCGAUCGCGACACACACCAGCUGCUUCCACAUCAUUUCAAGCUCACCGUACUCCAGAGGGUCAUUGCUCAUGACCCAGACGCUCCCCACAGACCCCGUCUUGGUGUCGUGGAGCUGGAUUUGGCUGAAUACGCUGACAGUCAGCCCCUUCCUCCCGGUUGUUCUGCUAAAGGCUUGGUCACUCGCCGUUAUCUACUCCGUGACAGCAAAACCAAUGCAACCCUUCGUCUAGCUAUCCACGUAGAGCCAAUCAACACAGCUACAUCCUACGUUGCACCACCUCUUCCUAAUGGGGAGAUUCUCGCUGGCGUAUCAACUUUGUUGACAACGCAUGACGACGUCUACCGUACUCGGCCUCGCGCACUUGAUCUUUAUGCACCUUUGGGUGCUUCUGCGUCAAGUAGUAGAAGCUCCCUCCAGAGCAAAGUUAGCUUGCGUAGUGAGCGACAGUCUUUCGAUCUCCACUCACUUCCACGAGCGUAUGGACCGGGGCCAACCGAAUCGCUUAUAGAAGCGCUGUUCAAUCCUGCGCCAGUUAAAGACCAGCAUCUUAUCAGCCCAUUCACUAAACUGGUCAGAACAGAAUCAGGCAGUUCACUCCCCUCGUCUCCUUCAUUUUCCACAAGCACAACAAGGUCUUCGCCUCGUCCUAGCUUGUCAAACGACUCUGCAACGAAUAGUAGCCAUCAUCAUUCUCCUAGUAUAACCUCGAGUCUUCCUAGCGCUCUCAACAGUGGGGGUCACCAUUGGUGGCAACGCAAUAGGGAUCAUCCUCCCAGUCGUAGUGCGAGUCGCGCUGGUGCUGUUGCUGCGUAG